Molecule: messenger RNA, 480 nt
Organism: Wasmannia auropunctata (little fire ant)
Lineage: Eukaryota; Metazoa; Arthropoda; Insecta; Hymenoptera; Formicidae
Product: vitellogenin-1-like
Exons: 1
Source: RefSeq, a predicted model, not a curated record
ACGUUAGACUACAAAUACCUUGAUGCAGUACGCGGUCUCUGCGGUAACUACGACCAGCAGUCCAACAACGAUUUCGUCAUUCCUAAGAAUUGCAUUCUGUCGAACCCCGAAGAAUUCACUGCUACAUAUGCCUUGACUGAGGAAGACUGUCAAGGACCCGCUUUGCAGAACAAACGAAAAGCCGAACAAUCCACGUGCAUUUCCAAGUUAUAUCAUCCGAGCGAUGUCAUCAGUGAAAGAGAGGCGGGAAGAUCUUCGACCAGGAACAGAGGAUAGGACUAUUAUUAGAAAGCCGGUUCAAGAAAAGCAUCGUAAUAAUUGGAUUGUUUCAUUUCAAUGCUUACAAGAAUUCUAAGCCCGCAAAAUAGAGAUAAAAAAUUUAUAUUUUGCUAGAUAAUAAAUAAAAUUCCUUUCGAUGUCAAGCACAACUUGCGAAUCAAAUAAAAAUUUGGUUUAAGAAAACUGUCUGCAAAUCAAAAA